This is a messenger RNA of Orussus abietinus, 2093 nucleotides long. RefSeq names its product odorant receptor 45b-like. NCBI's taxonomy places the organism in Eukaryota, Metazoa, Arthropoda, Insecta, Hymenoptera, Orussidae. Gene Ontology annotation, molecular function: odorant binding; olfactory receptor activity. The coding region runs from base 331 to 1374 and encodes 347 amino acids. Gene Ontology annotation, cellular component: plasma membrane. Gene Ontology annotation, biological process: sensory perception of smell; detection of chemical stimulus involved in sensory perception of smell. The record is from RefSeq and is a predicted model, not a curated record. The transcript is spliced from 6 exons.
CCGAAAAGACCAGGAGCACUUGAAACAGUUUUCAUAUCUGCUAGUGUAGUGCUGAUAUCGCUGAUGGUAGUAUUUAUGUUUCGCACCGUCCUGCUUGUGUGGGAGGAAGACAUCGUCCUGGCUCUUAACUUGACACCAAAUGCGAUAUCCGCAACUUUGUGUAUUUUCAAGGUUUGCAACUUUACCGAAAUUACUGGUUAAUAAAAGCGAUUGGUAAUGCUGGUUGAUACUUUACCGAUAUCAUUGACGGAAUCGUUUGAAAAUCCUAAGACUUAGUGACGUCUACUUCCUUUCUGAAUUUAGUUAGUUGUAGGUAUUUUUCGCGUAGAUAUGUUUCACAAAUUUUCGUUUUUUCAGGGCCUAAGACUGCUCCAGAAGUCUCGAGACAUCAUGUAUCUGCUUAAUAAACUCGGAGCCUUGUGGGGCACCUUUGUCGAAAGAAGAAGAAACGAGGCAGAAGUCUCGAGGAUGAUAAGAAUCGUGACCGGCCAUCGCAACUUAUAUGUCCUGGUGAUCAUGGGCGGAAUUCCGUUGUUCGUCAUCCGUGCGCAUAUGUAUAUAUUGGGCCAAGUGUUUGUCACGAAGAAUGAAUAUAAUUCUUUUAACUACAGCCUCACAGUUUUUCCCCUAGUUUACCCUUUUCCACAGAGUAAUGCCCUCUGUUACUCGUUAUGUGUUUUGUUCGAACACCUCGCUAUACUUUCCAUAGCCUGUUUCUGGACUUCCUGCGAUUCUGUAUUCGCACAAGUCACCACUCAUGUUGCGAUCCACUUUGAAAAUCUGCGGUAUGACAUCGAGCAUGGAUUUCCUACCGAUGGCAAUUUUCCCAGGAAUGAGAAUAUCGUAAUUCAAGAAUUAAUAAGCAUUGCUAAGCGUCACUCGGAACUCUUCAGUCUCUGCCAUGCCAUCGAGAACAUAUUCAGCCCGAUAAUAUUGUUGACGACGCUAAUGACUGCUGCUAACAUUUGUUUCUGUCUGUAUCAAAUAGACACGAUGAUGACAUUUGGCGAUUACGUGGAGACGGCGAAGAACAUAUUUCACUUUCUGAUACUCUUCUCGGCGAUAGUCACUUAUUGUGGAUUUGCUAGCAUGCUCACUGAUAAGGCAAAGAUGAUCAGCGAUGGUGCCUACGCAUCACAAUGGUACGGAUGCGAAAAUAGAGCGAAGAGGCUUCUGAUAAUCAUGAUGAUUCGUUCUCAAAAGCCAUAUUACCUCACAGCCUACGGCUUCUUCGCCAUCACUCUGAACCAGAUCACCACGGUGAGUAAAAUUCAGAAUAAUAAUGCUACCACUGAAAACAGAGAUGGACAGCGAAUAAGUGUUUCCGAAAAGCGAGCAGCUAUUUCGUACAACGGUGUUCUCAUAAAAGUAUAAACGAUCGUUGGAAGACCAAUGUCUGUUAAUUAAUUUCAGUUUUCAGAUUUUCAAUACAUCACUGUCGUACUUUAUGAUGUUGAAAACAAUGGCUUGAAACGAUGUGGCUUUGAGAAUGUGAUAUAAAUUGGCGCGUCACAUUAUUUCUAGAUCGAUGAACUUGGUUCCUGGAUAUCUAUCGUUUACAUGAACGAUGAGAAUCUUCAAAUAAAGUAUUCUUAACUUCACGCAUUUAUACUUGCACUCUUUGUUAAAUGUUUCCUUAAGCUGUUAAUUAUAUUUUUCUGUCCCUGCAUUUACUUUUAUAUUAUAAGUAUAAUAUUUAGAGACAUGACGAACAUGGAUUAAUAUGUGUAUUUUAGCUUUGGAAUCAUAACCCUGUCACCAAUUUUCACGUUUUAUAUUGAUGGGUGAGUCAAUUAUUGAAUACAAUACAGACACAGAAAUAGUGCUGCACCUACUCAAGUUAAGAUGACUGCGGGAAGCUAAAAGGAGUCUUCCAUUAGUCAAAAUGUAAUCGAUUUAGAAAAUUGACACCUGUAACAAGGAAAGUACCCGAGGUGUAUCUCGCCGAUUUUCUUCAUUCUGUGAAACUUUAUAGUACAUGCAAAAACAUUAGAGACGUAUUUUUUCAUACGUGCUAACUCGGCGAUUUAAGGGGUGAAAUGGACCCUUAAAGUUCACCCCCGAAAAAUGUUUUCUUUUUGUUACGGGGCGGC